AUGAGGCGAGUGUUUGGAUCCUCGAAGCCAAAAGCACCUCCACCGAAUCUCAGCGAUGCGAUUUCCAACAUCGAUGCACGUGCUGAUACCAUUGAUAAAAAGAUUGGGAAACUGGAUGCGGAUCUGGUCAAACUGAAGGAUCAGCUGAAGGGAAUGCGAGAAGGACCGUCGAAGAACCUUGUGAAACAACGAGCGCUUCGGUAAGUCGCGUAUUUUUUUAUUUAUACGCGUUUUAGAUUGCUCAAGCAAAAGAAGCAGUAUGAAAACCAAAAAGCUCAGUUGGACACGCAAAGCUUCAACAUGGAACAGUCCAACUUCGCCAUUCAGUCUAUGAAGGAUAAUCAAGUACGUUCUGAGUUUGUUUUUAUUUAUUUUCGACGUUUAGGUCACGUUUUCGGCGAUGCAAGAUGGACUGAAGGUGAUGCAAAAAGAAUAUAAGAAGAUGAACAUUGACAAAAUCGACCAGCUCAACGACGAGAUGGAGGACAUGCUAGAGAUGAAUAACGAGGUGCAGGACGCUCUAUCACGGCAAUACGAUUGCGCUGAUGUGAGUAUUCGACUAAAUUUAUAUUAUCCAUGCCAACUUCUUGGAAAUUUUUGCGGAUUUUGACAUGAAUCUUGAUUUCAGAUUGAUGAGACAGAAUUGGAAGCCGAGUUGGAAGCUCUGGGAAAUGAGCUGGACUUUGAUACGGACACCUCUUACCUCGAUGAAGCCCUAAAUGCCCCAGGCGUUCCGAGCAAAGACCCCGGGGUCCCAGCGAGCUCGAAACAAAGCGGAGUCCUCGUGGACGAAUUCGGACUCCCCAAACUCCCGGCAUAA
This is a messenger RNA of Bursaphelenchus xylophilus (pine wood nematode), 820 nucleotides long. The record is from the annotation of a GenBank genome assembly. Lineage: Eukaryota; Metazoa; Nematoda; Chromadorea; Rhabditida; Aphelenchoididae.